Molecule: messenger RNA, 3022 nt
Organism: Megalobrama amblycephala (Wuchang bream)
Lineage: Eukaryota; Metazoa; Chordata; Actinopteri; Cypriniformes; Xenocyprididae
Gene: tmem163b
Product: transmembrane protein 163b
Exons: 8
Coding region: 281-1135 (284 amino acids)
Cellular component (GO): synaptic vesicle membrane
Molecular function (GO): zinc ion binding
Source: RefSeq, a predicted model, not a curated record
UUAGGUCACAUGUCACCAGAUCUCCCAGAUGGAUUCUCCAUAUUUUCACUACUUUUAUUUAAUGAUAAUAGUGUUGAAUUAUUUUAAAGAGCAACCUUUGUUUGUAAAGUGUACGAGGUGCUUCACACGUGUGUGUUUUUAAUUAGAGUGUGUGUGCGUGCGCGCGCGCUCGCGUGAGUGAUGCGCUGAGGCUCUCCAGCAGUGCGCAUCUUCUCCGCUCGCGUCCAGGUGUCACAUUCUUCGGAUGCUUCUGACCAUUUGAACCCGGGACCGAAUCAUCAUGACGGACCAUUCCUCUGCUGCUGACCCCACUGCUGGUCCUGUAGACCCCGGUCCAGGUCCUGCUCCUGUCCCUGAUCCAGCGGUAGUGGAACCAGCAUCGAUUCCCUCAAACGGACACCAUUCGAACCAAGCAGAUACUUUCAACAUGGAGCAGCAGAUGAAAAUAGGAGAGCCGGAAGACAACGGUCUUCUGGAGAGCAGUAUGCGUCUGAAACCCCACGAGGCUCAGAGUUACAGAAAAAAGGCAUUAUGGGUAUCGUGGGUCUCCAUUGUGGUGACGAUGAUCUUAGCCAUCGCUGCGUUCACUGUUUCUGUAAUGCGGCAUAGUGCAUCAGCAUUUGGGUUUGCUUUUGACGCCACUCUCGACGUCCUGUCCUCCAUUAUUGUGAUUUGGCGAUACAGUAACGCCGCAGCCGUCCAUUCAGCACACAGAGAAUACAUAGCAUGUGUUAUCCUUGGGGUCGUGUUCAUCUUGUCGGCCAUCACUAUCCUGGGGAAAGCGAUCCAUGAUCUUGCCACAAAAAUGCAACCAGAAGUGGAUGACUUCCUGUACAGCGUAUCUAUUAUCAGCGGGGUGGUGUGCACGAUUCUGUCCAUCUGUAAGUUCAUGCUGGGGAAAGUCCUCACCAGCAGGGCCCUCAUCACUGAUGGUUUUAACUCCCUAGUUGGAGGUGUCAUGGGAUUCUCCAUCCUAAUCAGCGCCGAGGUGUUCAAACAUGAACCUAGCGUCUGGUUCCUGGACGCGUCCAUCGGGGUUCUGAUCGGACUGAUCAUUCUCGCCUAUGGAGUCAAGUUGUUAAAGGACAUGGUCCCGCGCGUCAGGCAGACGAGACAUUACGAGCGCUUCGAGUAGGAUUCUGAUUCUGGACAACUCAACACACAUAAACACUCGUGUGGAGAUUCUCCUGAGUGGGAAAACACAACACAUACACACACUUGUCCUUGCCUCAGGGCAGACGCAACCACAAACUCCCCCUGUAAAUAUGGAUUUGAAAGGGAAAACUGACAAUUGCAUAUAUAAAAUGUGUAUUACUGUAUUGUUGGAACUGGCAAUGAGCCGUGGAGCUGAAUCAAGACAUCUCAGAAUGUGGCAACCAAUUUGACAUCUGAUAUUUUAAACCCAGAUUAAAUCACAUUCAGUAUGUGUCUCUGAAGAAAAAGGGAUUUAUGGAUUAUGAUUUGUGCAGAUUAUCAAAAGGAAAAAAAAAUAUUUAACAUCUUUAAUUGUUCAGGUUAUGGGGGGGGAAGAGGUUUAUCAGGUAAACUUAACACAGAUUGUAGUUUUUGAUUCGUUUGUUUUAUUUAUUUAAGUUUAUUUAUUUUAUCUCGUAGUUCUUUAGUAGAAAAGAAAGGUUUGCCACGUUUGUGGAAACCUGUAAAAAGUAAUAGACAAUUCAUUAGCUGUCUAACAUAUGAUUUCAAAAUUUUUAACUUUUACAUUCAAACUUAGAUUUCAAUAGUUUCACAAUAGAAAAGCCAAUCAUAUGACUAAAAAACCAAGUAUAGAUGCACAAAUUUAAGUCAUGCCAAAAUAAUUUUGCUAAAAUGUUAAAUUAAUAUAUUGGAAGAGGUGGUGAAACUACAUUUUUACAGGUUUUUUCUUUAUGGGGACCUUGUUAAAACUUAAAUUUGUUUAGUUUUUCCUUGUUAAAAACGUGCCAUCUGAUUGCCUACAUAAACUUUAAAGUAUAAUAUUACUCAACACGGCAUUUUCAUAUCUAAUACUUUAAUAUUUAUUGUAACGUACUUGUCAAUGUCAAAACAUAAUACAUGAAGAAACUUUCAAUACUUAAAGAGCACUAGUCUUAGACUACAAAUCAACUGCUAUCAUUAGAAUAAAAACAUGCCGUUUUAGAAACGCUUCAUUUGCUAGAAUAAUGUCAUUUCAUCUUCCGCACUCCAUUGAAACAGUAAAGUUCUGUGAAGUUCAGUUGUUAUAGCUUAAUCCAGCCUCGCAUUUAGCUUUUGGUGAAACGUGUAACUAUUAAAUGGCACACGAACGCGUUACUCACAGUAACAAAGCCUUAAAACUUGACCCUUCAUGAUGUGAAGUUAUAAGUUCUGAAGUAUUACAUAGACUGUUGUAAUUUUGCCACAAAAUUUGGCUAUUUAAAUGUGUAUUUGGGACAAGCCAAGUUUCUAAGCAUUUUAUGUAGCAAAUAUACCGUAGCUCCGCGGAGCAGAUGUACGUAACAGUGACGUUACAACCAGUCAGAUUACGUAUGUGCUAUCCAGUGGCAGUUCGUAGUUCGAUUGUAGGUGAAAAGCACAUUUCCGCUUUAACGUUUGUGCUUUUUUUGAGAACUGUAUGACUUACGCUGUUUUUUCAGGUGUGUGGUCGAAUUUACCGCUCUGUUAUUUAUUGACAUGUUAAAUACCUUGAGCCCUUGUCAGAGGUACUUGGCACAAGCACACGCCCUUGCAGAUGGGACUUUUUCUUUGCACAGUUUCUAAAACCACAUGUAGAAGUGUGCUGAGGACUUAAAACAGAGGCCCAAAAAUAAACAAAAGAUCGGGGCCACUAUUUGCAUCAUCGCUCGAACAAAACGCUGGCAAAAGCCGAUGUCAAUCCACGCCGGGGCACCGUGGAAUCCGAAUGUCAUGUGAUACAUGAAUGUAUAUACAACUGUGUUGCUGUGGAGUACACAUGUAUAUUUACACAGACAUGUCUGUUGUCACAGAAAAAAACUUUAUUUGAAAAAUAAAGAUAUAUCCUACUGAUUCCUCAAUGAAAAACAAA